Hyaloperonospora brassicae is the source of this 3495-nucleotide messenger RNA. Lineage: Eukaryota; Oomycota; Peronosporomycetes; Peronosporales; Peronosporaceae. The record is from the annotation of a GenBank genome assembly.
AUGCGUCCCGUCACGUGCACCCCAGGAUCCAGCACAGGCUCUAGCAGCGGCUGGACGAGCUCGAGUACAAGUGGUACGGCUGGGACGUCGCCAGCGACUGUCGGUGGCUGGAAUGUUGGCGUGCACCGUCGAGACCGGAAGCUCUGGACGACGAUCGUCGAGCGCGUAGAAGCCGACGUGGCAGUGCAGCAGCUGACGCUCGUGGAGCUGGAGGAGACGCUGAAGCAGCUGCUGGGCGUGGCGUUGCCGAACCCCCGCAUUCGCGGCGACGAGGUUGCGUCGCUGAUUACAGCGUUGGCGCAGCUAUUGCCCUUGAGUUCGGGGCUACUGUGCUCGGAGUAUACGCGGCUGGUGCAAAAGUGUUGCUGUAAGGAGCGCGUGCUGUUUUCGAGUGCGCAGCUGCGUGUGGUGAUGACGUUCUUUUUGACGUUUAUCAAGACGUGUCCGAGCUGGUACACGGCCAAUUCGAUCCGCGCGUUGGGCCAAGUCCUGCAUGAGAAUGCUGAUCGAGCAAGCAAUGAGUUUGAGCUGCUGUUUGCCGUUCUACUGAAACACUUGGACCCAUCGGGCGUGGACAUUGAAGCUCGGUAUGCUGCCACGAGUUGUGUGUCGAACAUUUGUACGCAGGCGGGCAAAACGCCCGAGGUGUAUCACUACUUUUCGUCGUUAUUGCGGGUGGUGGUGGAGAACUUCCGGCAACAAGCUCUUAGUCUCAUGAAGGGCCAGAACGAUCGCAUUCUCGUGAAAGCAUGUACCUCCAGCAUGAAGUGUGUUUACACGAUCAUCAACUCGAACUUUGACCGCCUGGGGGAUCGUAUCGCUGCGACACUGCCUAGCCUGCUCAGCUCCAUGCGCCAGGUUGUAGGAUGUGGCCUCGUUCUCAAGUUUGAUACGAAGCACGAGAUGUUUUCGUGUCACGAAGAUUUCCACCCUUCCGAUUCCGAUUCGUCGGUUUGCGGCUCUGAUGGUUGCAUUGGACCGCGCCAGAUUGGAGACGGUUUACUGGCCCGUCUGCGCAUCAAUGUGCUUUACACGCUGGAAGCGAUUGCGCAGCACUUCCCCAAAGCCAUCACGUCGUCGAUGGGGUUGUAUUUGCCGGAGCAGACAACGCCCUAUAUGACGUUGUUUAACAAUGCACCGUCCGUGCUUACUCUGCUUAUCGCUGACCCAAGCGAAAAGGCCCGCAUGACAGCUGCCAAGUUCUUGGACGCUUUCUGGGAGAAGAUUCCCCUGAAAAUGUAUUUUCGACGUCCGCUUGGAGUCGGUGCAACUGCAUCGGCCACGUUGCCGGUGCCGUUCGCGUCGUUGCCGAAUCGAGUUUCUCUGAUGCUGUACCAGGUGCAUGUCACGUUAGUGUACUGCAUCCAGCACGAGAAGGAGCCCGCGCCAUUGUUGCAGAUACUCAAGAGCACUACGUCAGUGAUUCAGCACUUCCCGUAUCGAAAUGUGGUCACGGUUCUUGACCAAGUUGAGCUCACGCCUAGUUUAGGGGAUAUUUUGAACGCACUUGCGUCGAGUUUGUACGUGGCAGCAUCGUCAACUGAUCAUGGUGUGAGAAUGGCUAGUUUGUCGUGUAUGUCAGCCCUCCUCAACGUCCAAGAUACUCUCCCGUCCGUUCUGGAUUGGAUGGUGCGCACGAGUGAUGCAGAUCGCGUGAUCCGGGUUGCUCACGUUUCAAUUGCAUGUGGAACGUGGUUGCUGCGCCACCAUUCGUUUGUCGAAGAGCUUCUGUUGAUGGCGUCACGGCCUGACGAUCCGUCGCGCACGCUCUUGCGCUUGGAGGCGAUGUCCCUUUUGUCGAAGAUUGCAAAGAACUACUCACCAGCACUAAGUAUGAACUGGAAGAGACUAUCAGAGUUUAUGCUAUCGGCAUUUCAAGACAUGGAUCCCAACGUUCGCCUCCAAGCGGUAAAGAUACUGGAGAAUUACAUCAAGGGCGAAAAUGGAUGCUCUGACACCGCAGCGGUCGUGAGCAGACAAGCGAGAGAUGCUUGCCGUGUCGAUUGCCUGGAGUUAAUGGCGACACACUUGGUGCGAGCAUUUUACGAUACGUCGCACCAUGUUCGUGCAAGUGUGUGUGCUUGCUUCACUCUGUUGUCCUCUCGGGACUGGGCUUGGCUUGGUGAGAAGAAACAGCCUCGGCGUCUUCCAGUAUUGGCAGCUAAAAGUGGCGGGUACCACGGAUCAGGACCCAAUAUUUCGUGCCUUGACUCGUACACACGGAUUUUCCUGCAAACUCCGAAAGAUAGCUCUCCGGUUGUGCGGGCUGCAGGUUUCCGACUGCUUGGGUCGUUAUGCCUAGCCCCGACUUUCAAGACAUGCGGGUUCGCCUCUAGUGUGGUGAGUUUAGCUUUGGAGGCUCUUAGCGACUCCACGUUGAAUGUGCGCGUUCGGGCUGCAUGGGCGCUGGGCAACGUUUGCACCACCCCGGGCCCGGAGUCGGUUGCAGAAAGAGAUGGCUUCGUGCAACCUCAAUCAGCGGCGGCACUUUCGUUUUCGACCAGGGUGGACUCUUCGAUGGCGUCGCCUCCACUACCUCCGCAGGUGCUGUACGAAUUACUUCCGGAGAAGCAGCUGCGCAUAGUCGUCGAGAAGAUGUUGAUUUACAUUAACGACAACGACAAGGUGGCGUCAAGUGUAGCUCGUACACUGGGACUUGUGUGUCGCUGGAUCAGCUUCUCACCCUUCCGGCGCACCGUCAAUGCGAAAAGCCUUGCGUCACUGGACGAUUUAUUGAGACGAGCGAUGGCUGUGCUUGCUGGAAAGAUUAAUGCUGGUUCGCCAAAGGUUAGGUGGAACGCUUGCCAUGCCGUCGCCAAGGUCCUGCUGUGUCCGAGCUUGCCACUAGCGUCCGCGACGUGGGCACCGUCUGUGUUUCAGGCGCUACUGACUGCCAUCGCACAGCAAGAGAACUUCAAGGUGCGCAUUAGUGCAGCUACAGCGCUGCGUGUGUCUCAAAGCCGUAGCGCAUUCGGUUCUUUCUUCCAGUUGGCGCUUCGAGCCACGAUGGAUGCACUGGAGACUGCAUCGGACUUGAAGGAUGUGACUGAAUUUCGAUACAAGGAGCAGUUGGAGACACAGCUGUCCUUCACAUUGGUGCAUCUGAUCCACAUAGCGACGGAAGAAGACGACCCCGAAAUAUUGCAGGCGUUCAAAUCCAAGCCUCGUGGGUUUCUGUACGACUGGCUGCUGCAUAAUCUCCACCGCAUGAUAGUGGCAAUUGAGCGCGAGAGUGAAGCGGUCGGUGGCGUGGGCACGGAUGGCGGUGAUGCUGCCGAAGAGGGCCGAAGCGGAGGAGCUGGUGAUGCACACGAUGUGAAUCCUAUCAAGAAAGAAGAAUUGCUAUCUGCCGUGCGCUCGCUGCUGCGCAUUUUGGAGCGUCUCAACACGGACAAGGCAUACGCGACCAGCUGCGUCUCGCUUUUGUACGACACGAAGAUCGGACUCGAGCACGAUGUACUAUAUUCUGACGAGGACAUUCCCUUUGAGCUAUGA